AUGAAGGCGCGCCUGCUUACCAUAAUUGCCUUUGCAAUCCCAUGCCUUGCAUUCCCUGCGCCCUCUGGUCAUGAUUUCCUUGCCGCGGGGCCUUUCGAUAGUCGUUCGCCAUGCCCUGGCCUAAAUGCUCUGGCAAACCAUGGCUUUCUCCCGCACGACGGCAAGGACCUUGAUUACGACAUGAUCAAUCAAGCUGCACAAGACGCAUACGGCUUCGAGGAUGGCUUUUACAAGACGGCUGUCGACAUGGUGUUCGAGUUUAAUAUCUCCACUACAAGUCAACCUAGCGAGACUUUCAACCUUCUCGACCUAGCUAGGCACGACACGAUUGAAGCUGAUGGCUCAAUCACCCGCAACGAUAUCUACUUCGGGGAUGAUGUUCACUUUGAUGCUACCGUUUUCGCCCCUGUCGCCAACGACCUUGGGUUGAGUGAUUACAGCUCUUCUGACCAAUUCGUCACGAUAGAGACAGCAGCCAAGGCCACGGAGAAUCGCUAUAACCUUGCAAUGACAGUCAACCCAGAAUUCAACGCUUCUACGCACCAGCAUGAGACUGAAUACGGGACUACAGCGCUCUAUCUUCUGACCGUAUGGGACGCUGAUCAGAACGCUGCACCCAAGCCAUGGGUCAAAGCACUGCUAGGUAACUUGGCCUCUUUUGAACCCAAGAGAUCUCACAGAGGAUUAGAUACUAACAUAUGGCAGGGGAGGAUCGAAUUGCAUAUACAGAGGGAUAUACGAAAGGGCAAAUGGUCAAGACUGGCGUCCAGCUUCAAAAUCUUACUACAGCUGUACGAGCAGUAG
This is a messenger RNA of Exophiala xenobiotica, 804 nucleotides long. RefSeq lists its product as uncharacterized. Gene Ontology annotation, molecular function: peroxidase activity. The record is from RefSeq and is a predicted model, not a curated record. Bases 1 to 804 code for a protein of 267 amino acids. Lineage: Eukaryota; Fungi; Ascomycota; Eurotiomycetes; Chaetothyriales; Herpotrichiellaceae. The transcript is spliced from 2 exons.